Messenger RNA from Cuculus canorus (common cuckoo), 6402 nucleotides. It is a transcript of the gene TMEM94, whose product is annotated as transmembrane protein 94. Bases 246 to 4352 code for a protein of 1368 amino acids. The transcript has 31 exons. NCBI's taxonomy places the organism in Eukaryota, Metazoa, Chordata, Aves, Cuculiformes, Cuculidae. The record is from RefSeq and is a predicted model, not a curated record.
CUCUAUUUCCCCCCCUCGUUUCUAUCCCUCAUCCCCCACCCCCAUCCGCCGCCUCCCCGACGGCUCUGCAGCGUGACUGGAAAUAGGCUGAAUUAAUCAGCAGCCGGGUGCUUCACUCUGCUGCUUCUGCCUCGAUCUCUGCGGCGCUGGGCUCUGCACAGCCUCCCUCUCCCUCUUUGCCUCUCGCUUUUGGGGGGCAGUGGCAGCGCCGGUUGCUGGGGAAGCGGCGCAGGGAUUUAGCCCAGAUGCUCUUCAAGCAGGCUGAUCUCUGGAACCCCCACCAAGGCAAAGGCCACAAAGAUGAGAUGACCUCAAGUUUGGGCCUUACCACAAAGAAAGCCCUUGUGAUCCUGAGAGACCAGUUGUCAGCUCUGCUGGAGGGGCAUCAGAAGGAACGGAAAAAAGUGACUUCAUGGAAGGAGGUGUGGAGGAGCAGUUUUCUGUACCAUGGCAACCGUUGCUCCUGCUUCCACUGGCCUGGUGCCUCUUUAAUGCUUCUGGCAGUGCUGCUGCUGCUGUGCUGCUAUGGGAGCCAGCCGCAGGGGAGCCAAGGUUCUGAGAUCGUUAAUGCACUGGCACUGUUCCUCCUUCUCCUCCUGGAUCUCUUCACGAUUGGACGUCAAGAGAGGCUGAAAUGCAGAGAGGUGGAGAGGAGGCUCCAGACCAUCAUUGAUAAGAUAAAUGAUGCACUUGGCAAGGAGGUGAAGUGGCCGGACUCCAUGUACCCUGACCUGCACAUGCCUUAUGCCCCGUCCUGGUCUCUCCACUGGGCCUACAGGGAUGGUCACCUCGUCAACCUGCCCGUGAGCCUCUUGGUUGAAGGAGACGUCAUUGCCUUGAGGCCAGGCCAGGAGUCAUUUGCUUCUCUGAGAGGGAUAAAGGAUGAUGAGCACAUAGUUCUGGAGCCAGGAGAUCUCUUCCCACCUUUCUCACCUCCACCCUCCCCGAGGGGAGAAGUGAAGAAGGGACCGCAGAACCCUCAGCUGUAUCGUCUCUUCCGUGUCUUGAAGACCCCAGUAAUUGAUAGUGUCAGGUGGUGUCUGGAAAUGGCUUUGUCACGUCCUGUGACAGCCCUGGAUAAUGAGAGGUUCACCGUGCAGUCAGUGAUGCUGAAAUAUGCUGUCCCUAUUGUACUGGCCGGCUUCCUGAUCACCAAUGCUGUGCGCUUCAUUUUCAAAGCUCCUGGAAUUGCUUCUUGGCAGUAUACGCUUCUUCAGCUACAGGUGAAUGGUGUCCUACCCAUCCUUCCAUUGCUCUUUCCUGUCCUGUGGAUUCUUGCUACCACCUUUGGAGAAGCCAGAGUCUUGGCGCAGAUGAGCAAGGCCUCAUCCACCUCACUGCUUGCUAAGUUUUCAGAGGACACUCUCAGCAGCUACACAGAGAUGGUGUCUUCUCAGGAAAUGAUCCGCUGUAUCUGGAGCCACUUCCUCUGCGUUUUAAAAGGCAGAUCCCCAACUCUGAGCUUCACUUCCAGCUUGCUCCAUAGUCUGGGAUCUGUCACUGUGCUCUGCUGCGUAGACAAGCAGGGGAUUCUUUCCUGGCCAAACCCCAGCCCAGAGACUGUUCUGUUCUUCAGUGGGAAGGUGGAACCACCUCAUGAUAGCCAUGAAGAUCUGACUGAUGAGCUCUCUACACGGUCUUUCUGCCAUCCUGAGAUGGAAGAUGAGCCUCAUGAAAGAGAUGCCUUGCUCUCUGGUCCCCUGGCAGAUGUGGUCCACAUGACCAGUGAGCAAGAGAGGAACUGGUCUGGUGACCCUCCGAAGGCUCCCGAUGGCCAUGCCCACCGAAAGGCCAGCAGCAGAAGCAAGCAUCCCUCUGGGUCCAAUGUGAGUUUCAGCAAGGACACAGAGGGUGGAGAGGAGGAACCUGCCCAGGUUGUUGGUGACAGUGAGGUGUUGGCUUGUGAGGCUGAAGACUUUGUGUGUGACUACCACCUCGAGAUGCUCAGCCUGUCCCAGGACCAGCAGAACCCCUCCUGCAUCCAGUUUGAUGACUCUAACUGGCACAUGCACUUGAAUUCCCUCAAGCCCCUGGGCCUGAACGUGCUGCUCAACCUCUGCAAUGCCAGCGUGACAGAGCGUCUGUGCCGCUUCUCCGACCACCUCUGCAACAUUGCCCUCCAGGAAACUCACAAUGCCGUGCUGCCUGUCCACGUGCCCUGGGGCCUCUGUGAGCUCGCCAGGCUAAUCGGUUUCACACCAGGUGCUAAAGAUCUUUUCAAGCAGGAGAACUAUUUGGCCUUGUACCGCUUGCCAAGUGAUGAGAUGGUUAAGGAAACAAUCCUGGGGAAGCUCUCAUCCAUCACCAAGAGGAGGCCACCCCUGAGCCACAUGAUUAACCUCUUCGUGAAGGACACCACUACCAGCACAGAGCAGAUGUUUUCUCAUGGGACAGCUGACAUCAUCCUGGAGGCCUGCACGGACUUUUGGGAUGGUACCGAUAUCUACCCCCUCUCUGGCUCCGACAGGAAGAAGGUGUUAGAUUUCUACCAGCGUGCCUGCCUCUCCGGGUACUGCUCUGCCUUUGCGUACAAGCCGAUGCAUUGUGCCUUGUCCUCCCAGCUGAACGGCAAGUGCAUAGAGCUGGUGCAGGUCCCUGGGCAGAGCGCAAUCUUCACCUGCUGCGAUCUCCCCGGCACCACCCCCAUCAAACAGAGCAGCCGGAGGAACAGCUGGAGCUCGGAUGGGAUUGGGGAAGUGAUGGAGAAGGAAGACUGUAUCCAGGCUCUGAGCGGACAGAUCUUCAUGGGGAUGGUCUCAUCUCAGUACCAGGCCCGUCUUGACAUUGUCCGCCUCAUUGAUGGAUUGGUCAAUGCCUGCAUUCGUUUUGUCUACUUCUCCCUGGAAGACGAGCUCAAAAGCAAGGUGUUUGCUGAGAAGAUGGGUCUUGAGACAGGCUGGAACUGCCACAUAUCUUUAACGCCCAACGGUGAUGUGCCCGGCUCAGACAUCCCUCCCUCGAGCCCCAGCCAUGCUGGCUCUCUGCACGAUGACCUACAUCAAGUUUCUCGAGAUGAUGUGGAGGGUCUCCUGCUGAUGGAAGAGGAAGGGCACUCGGAUCUCAUCAGCUUUCAGCCAACGGACAGCGAUAUCCCCAGCUUCCUGGAGGACUGUAACAGGGCCAAACUCCCACGGGGGAUCCACCAGGUGAGACCUCACCUGCAGAACAUCGACAAUGUGCCUUUGUUGGUGCCCCUCUUCACCGACUGCACCCCAGAGACCAUGUGCGAGAUGAUCAAGAUCAUGCAGGAGUACGGGGAGGUGACUUGCUGCCUGGGGAGCUCUGCCAACCUGCGAAACAGCUGCCUUUUCCUGCAGAGCGAUAUCAGUAUAGCACUGGACCCUCUCUACCCAUCUCGCUGCUCCUGGGAGACCUUUGGGUAUGCCACCAGCACCACCAUGACCCAUGCCUUGGACGAGCUCACCCCGCUGCAGCUCUCAGGGCAGCUCAACAGCCUGUCUUGCUCCAUGUCCUUCCGCCAAGAGGAGAGCACCAGCAUCAUCAGGCUCAUAGAGCAGGCCAGGCAUGCAACCUAUGGGAUCCGCAAGUGUUUCCUCUUCCUGCUGCAGUGCCAGCUGACCUUGGUUGUCAUUCAGUUCCUCUCCUGCCUGGCGCAGCUGCCCCCCAUCCUCAGUACGACAGACAUCGUAUGGCUCUCCUGUUUCUGCUACCCACUGCUCAGCAUCUCGCUCCUGGGCAAGCCUCCCCACAGCUCCAUCAUGACCAUGGCAACAGGAAAAAACUUGACUUCCAUUCCUAAGAAGACCCAGCACUACUUCCUGUUCUGCUUCCUGCUGAAAUUCAGCCUGACCAUCUGCUCCUGCCUCAUCUGCUUCGGGUUCACGCUGCACGAGUCCUGCCGUGGGGUGAACACUACUGGCCUCAAUCUCUCAGCCUGCUCCUCCAUCAUGCUGCACAGCGAUGCUGAUGGUGCUCCUGACUGGUUUGGGACGUUUUCCAAUGCUCUUCUUGUAUCCCAGAAGCUAACAGCUGGCCUGAUUGUCUUACACACAGUGUUCAUAUCCAUCACCCAUGUCCAUCGCACCAAGCCGCUGUGGAAGAAGAGCCCCCUCUCCAACCGAUGGUGGACGCUCACUGUGGCUGUUGUAUUGCUGGGACAAGUGGCACAGACCAUGCUGGACCUGAAACUCUGGGAAAACCUCAGCUCUUCGUUGACCUUUAACCAUGUUUCCAUCUCCCCGGUCUCAUGGCUCCUGGGUUUUCUUUCCUUGAUCCUUGUGGUUAUCAUCAAUGAGAUUGUCAAGCUGCAUGAGAUCAGGGUCCGGGUCCGUUACCAGAAGAGGCAGAAGUUGCAAUUCGAAACAAAGCUCGGGAUGAAUUCGCCAUUUUAAACCCUCCUAGCUGGAGUUCCUGGAGCCAGGGCCGUGCAGCUGCAUCCUGUGCUGGGAGAGCGGCCGCGCCAAAGGCUCAGGGAGGUUUCCUUCACACAUGCAAACCAGGCGGCCUCCUCGCAAAACAUCCGCACCUUCCAGGGGCCCCGAGCAAGGCACCGCUGUCGGGACCCCCAGCAGGUAUGCGGCCCUUCCGUGACCCACCAGGGAGCUCUCAAGGGAGCCUGCGAGCUGUGGUGGCUCUUCAGGCUGCUCUUUAUUUAUUUAUUACCAGAGGGGUUGUUAGGAUCAUGGUGAUGCAGAAAUGAAGUGACCCCUUCCCUCUAUGGGAUCAGAUGGGUUUCCUGGGGCUGGCAGGAGGACGUGAGGCCAGCAGGGGAGACACUGGGCUGCCCAAGCUCGAGAUCUCUUCUGAAACCCACUGUGAUUUUCCAUUUCCAUGUGCUCUCCUGGUUGUGUGUGCGAGCCCUCCUGUCCUUCCCUGUCCCUGGGGGAAGGAGCAGUCUCCCCUGUGUCUCCAGACAUGCGGGGUGAGGCCAGGAGCUCAUUGCCAAGGGCUCCCAGGGCAGGGAGUGGGGAGAGCCCCAGCCCGGCUGUGCCAGCCCUGCCCUCCAGCCUCGUCAGCGGAGCCAACGGCGGCUGCCAAGGGCUUCGAGAAAAGAGGGAUGAGAUGGGACUUUGAGAAAAGCUGUGAGUGCCUGGCAGUAGGGAGGGGGCAGAGGAGGCAGGAGGGCAGCACGGCUCAGCUGCCUCCAGCCCUGCUGAACUCGCUCCUCUCUGAUGACCCCAGAAAGGUUUCUAACUGGCCUCAGCUUUGUGGUUUGAAUUGGGUUCUGCUUCAGCAAAACAACUGCUUGAGAGGGACCGCAUGAGUGAUAAAACCUGAGCGCUGCCUGUCCUGCCCCGGAGGGAGAGGAACAGCUUUCCAGGCAGAUCUGUAUCUUGCAGUCGUGACCCACGUGGAGCUGGUGCACAGCUCCAUUCCAGGCCUGGAAUUGUGUUGGGACUGUACUUGCUCCCAAGGCACAGGGACAGCCCCUCAUCGGGUCUUUCUCAGAUGAUGUUUGAAAGCCUCUCCUCUCCACGCUGCUGCCCCCACAGCUGUUCUCUCUUCUCCUGCCGGGGCUGCUGCAAACCACGAUUUGCCCCAGGGCAGCGCGGAUGCUCCUGCACUCGGAGCAGACCCCAGCUGUACUGGGAACACUGGUGCUGCUGUGGGUUGGCAGUCACAGAGCACACAGGCUUGGCUAACGGAAUGUUUGCAGCACAUGGCGCUGCUUACUCCCUUCCCAGCUCUAAAAACCUGGCUAAACCAGGCAAAUCCUGGCCCUAUUUUGCUUCCAGUAUAAUACUACACUGUGCGGCUGUUGUUUCUGUUUGGGACCUAGACUCCUGCACGGCUGCUGGUCCUGGCUGGGACCCCAGCUCUGCCCUGCCGCUCCACCUUGUCUUCCUUCCCAUGCAGCAUGACCAGAGCGCCCACCCCGCUGCGUGUCCUAAGCAAUACCCCUCUGGGGGGGCGGGCAGGGGCCCCUCUCCAGGGCCAGAGGAUGCUGGAGGGGGGCAGCAGCUGGGGAUGUGCAGGAGCCUGGACCCUGUUCCUGCCCCGGCACCUGAGAAAAUGCUUUCCUGUCUGACACCAGGGCUGCCCCGCAGGUGGGAUAGGAUCCCUGUGGAGUCAGCAGCGGCACUGAGCUGCUCUCUCCCUGCUCUCCUGCAGCACAGCCUCCCUCCUGCCCGAGCUCAGCUCCUGUCCCGUGCCACAGUAGUAGUGAUAAACGCAGCAGCCAUCAGGGCUCCCUGCUGCCCACCCCUUCCUCGGGAGGAGGCACUGCCACGGUUCCCUUCUCUGGGCAAUCACAAAUAUUUAUUUUCUUGCGCCCUCGUUCCCCUCCUGACGCAGAGGGAGCCGAGGCACGUCAGCAGAGCCUGUGGGAUGGUCGUGCCGGUGCCACCCUUCCCUUGUCCUCUGAGGCACGGAGGGUGGGCAGGCACAGUGUCAGGCAUUUCCUACAGCAAGAGGUUUUUAAAUGGUGUAUAUUUUAUAUUA